This is a messenger RNA of Acanthosepion pharaonis, 486 nucleotides long. NCBI's taxonomy places the organism in Eukaryota, Metazoa, Mollusca, Cephalopoda, Sepiida, Sepiidae. The record is from the annotation of a GenBank genome assembly.
AUGCGCAUUGAGUUACUCUCUCUCUCUUCCACCCAACUGCCGUUUCCUCUCUCUCUCUCUUCCACCCAACUGCCGUUUCCCUCUCUCUCUUCUUCACCCAACCCAACUGCUCUCUUCUUCCCCCAACUCUCUCUCUCUCUCUUCCACCCAACUGCCGUUUCCCCUCUCUCUCUCUUCCACCCAACUGCCGUUUCCCCCCUCUCUCUCUCUUCCACCCAACUGCCGUUUUCCCCCUCUCUCUCUCUUAUACCAACUGUCGUUUCCCCCUCUCUCUCUCUUCCGCCAACUGCAGUUUCUCCUCUCUCUCUCUUCCACCAACUGCCAUUUCCUCUCUCUCUUCCACCAACUCCUCUCUCUCUCCUGCUAUUUUCUCCUUUGUCUCUCCCCUCCAGUUCUCCCUCUCUCUCUCUACACACCUACAACAUUUAUCUUAAGGAUAUUCACAAUAGUUACUUCAUUUUACCACAAGACAAUUGUAAAAAUUGA